This is a messenger RNA of Aureobasidium musti, 2871 nucleotides long. The record is from the annotation of a GenBank genome assembly. NCBI's taxonomy places the organism in Eukaryota, Fungi, Ascomycota, Dothideomycetes, Dothideales, Saccotheciaceae.
AUGGCUGAGGUAGAGGAUCUUGAUUAUAUCCGCUUGAUGUGCCAAACUGGAUUGAGACAGGAAGCGUUAGACAGAGCCCUUGGUGCCGCUCUGUCAAAGUCUCCGUUGUCUAUCAUUGAAGCUCUUCUUAACUAUGGUGCUGUUGCCUCAGGUUUUAGAGAGGCUGUCCGAGAGCGUUUGAGACAGGAAGAUACUGCUCUGGUGAGACUUCUGUUGUCCACCCCAGGUGCAAUGAGUGUUGAAGCCUGGCGAUAUUGCAUAAAACCAUACGCGGAGAGCUCGCCCGAUGCGUUGUUGCUUUGUCUUGAACAUCGUCCGGAUGUGGUUUGCGGGGCCCUACUGCUGCAAGCAUUGGACUUACAGAAUUUCUCGGCUACUGCAAUCGUACUUGCAUACGCAGGCUCAGAUGAAGAGUUCCGCGACGUUCGUCAGCAUGCAUGCAAACUGACUACACAGAUUGAGCCUCCCGAGAGAAGGCAUGAAUUCUUCAUGAUACUCAUCGAGUCUGGAUGCGUGCAAGACAGUCCCGUACUGCGUGAGGAACUCCUGAAAGAUGCGAAGCUUCGCCAAUUUUCUUUGGUAAAGGCCUUGACGGGUGCUGGCGUCAAGUUGGACGUCGAGCCGAACAACGUAAUCUCCUGGGCGAUCUCCCAAAUGGAUCUCGAGUUGUUGGAGCUGAUCAAAGACGGGAAUCUCUCCUCACCUGUUUCUCCUCUACUGAGACUGGUACCUUCUUCGACCUCUGAACAAGACUUGAUUCUUCUCUUGGACCUCCUAUCGCCUCUGGGACUCGCUGGUGAGUCGUUGCAUUGGCAUCUGGUCCGCGCUGUUGAACAACAUCAAGUUCAACUGGUAAAAAGCUUACUACUAUAUGGCGCUUCAGUCGAAUAUGAUCGUGCUUCUGCUGUACGCGCCGCUAUUAUCGGAGCGAAAUUCGACAUCCUCAAGAUCUUGCUUCGGACUGAAAUCUCAUCAAGAGCUAUUUUGGGUACCAUAAGUACUGCCAUGGACCUAGCGUCCAGACAUGAUAGAUUUCAAGCGAUGUUAGCUCUUCUGAAGAAGGGCGUUGCAGCCAGGAGACUUGCCGUUCACCUACGCACUCUCGUCGCCGAUAGAGGUGAGGUGGACCUCGAGUUGAUCGAGCUACUCCUUCGACACAAGGCGCCUGUGGACAGUGUUGACAGCCCUGGUGAGUGUUGCGUCUCAACAACCGUACGAAGAGGGGACGUUAAACUACUUCGGCUGCUGUGUGAUGCUGGACCCUGUCGUGAAAGUCUUUCUGAGGCUGUCGUGGUUGCAUUCAACACGAUAACCAUCCACCCUUAUGACGUCGUAAAAAGUAUGAUCGAGAUCCUACUGCACAAAGGGGCUUGUGGCACACCCCUCCAUGAAACCCUUCUCUGCGCUGCUCACAAAGAUGACCAACUGCAUAUCGUGCGCCUCCUGUUGAAGAACGGUGCCAAAGCAAACUACAAGUCCGGUGCUUGUUUUGCCUCUGCAAUCAAGCAUGGAAGGUCUGACCUACUGAAAAUACUGUGCCGUAGUUGUCCACCUAGUCAGAUGAGCACGGAGUCUGUUCUACCUCUCGCGAUUGAUCCUCGCUACUACAACUUACCCGAUUUGAAACUUCUUCUCAGCUCAACCUCUUCUGCUACAGUUGUCUUAAGCUCUUGGGUUCCUGACCAGCUGGAGGGUAAUCCUAACAUCGCUAGUAUCAUACCUUGCUUACUUCAGCACGGGCUUGAUGUUGAUGUGCGAGACGGCUUUCUGCUUCGAUUGGCCAUCCAAAAGAAGAAAAUCGACUUGCUUCGCACAACUCUCGAUGCCAAUCCGAGCAUCAAGAGUUUGAGGUCGGCAUUUGGCACAGCUACUGGUGCACAGAUCAAGGAUGUUGACUUGGAGGUCUUGCGACUUCUUCUUGAGAAGGCCGAGUCCUCUGAGAUAGGACAGACAGAAGCACUCACGAAGUUCACCCGACUUGCGCUGGUUGGUGAUCCGAAAGGGCUUAAACUCCUUCUACGAUACGGGGCCAAGGUUGACCACAAUGAUGGAGAUGCUCUCAUGAUAGCAGCAACUUCCGAAUCGUCCGAUGUCGUCAAGCUGUUGCUUUCCUCGAAGCCUGCCUCAUCUUUCGUGAAGCGAGUAUGCCUCCUGGUAGGAUCCACUAAGUCGAACACAACUCAGAAGGCUGACAUACUCAACUCACUUCUGAAUGCGAACGGUGGACUUUCAAUCGAGGACAUUUCGGCCCUGCUCGAAGACUGUAUUGGCCAUAGCCAUGCGAGCGUCCAGCUCCCGAAAAUACUAUUAGCACGAGGCGCAGAAAUCAAGUUUAAACCCCUCAAGGCGGCAAUGUCGAGACCGUCUCCAGAACUUAUUGUGGCUAUGAUCAGUUACAUCAAAGAUCACGAUACACUCAUCCAAUUGUUCGAUCAAGCCCGGACAACUCUUUAUACCCCUGAGAGAGCCCUUAUCAUCUAUCGAUGUCUGUUAGACAGAAGUGUCAUGCUGGGCAACCCCAUUUCACAAACGUCUUUGCAUGAUGCCCUUUUCGAGUCCAUCAGCGAAACUGGGUCAACUCGAACCAUUGUGCAACUUCUUGUCCAGAGAGGAGCAGAUCCGAACAAGAAUAAAGCUGGAUGUUUUGUCUUGGCUGCUAGAGCGGACAACGAAGGUCAAUUUCGCAUUAUAAGUAAGUAUGCAAAGCUGAAUGUGGUUCUGCCAGCACUUUUGGACAACCUUCAAGAUGAAACGCAAAUUGUGCGGUGGUUCAAAAUAUGCCUUGAGGAGAACCAUGCAGAGAUACCCGUUAACCAAGAAAAGCUACUUUUGAUUGCCUACGCAAAUUUCCAAACGGUACAAAGCUUCUAG